AACUUGUAUAGAUGUGCUCUGGAGAGUAGUCUGACUGAUUGUUUGCACAUUGUACUGUAAGUUGAAUGAUUAUAGUUCUAAAGAGUUUGAGCUAUAGACACUUCAAUUUUUGUACAAAGGAUUUUGUUUAUCAUUGUUCUUUUUAAUUUUUUUCUUCUUGUGCCUUUAUAAUUUUCUUUAUUCAGAUUUAUUUCACACUGAGCUAAAUUUUGUUACCUAUAGUCAUCAUAUUGUGAUCGCUGUUUUGUAAAGAGCCUUUUAAUUAACAUGAUACCAACUAAUCCUUUCUUGUCACGUAAUACUGGAGCUUGUUCUUUUAUUGUUCCUCAACGUAUCGAUCAAGAAAACCAUCUCUCACUCUCCAAGAACUGAGUACCCCUCCACACUGUACGCACCAUACUGCUAAUUUAGUUUGCCCAGUUUAUAUGCAGGUUAAAGUCCUCAUGAUUGUGUUGCUUGUUACAUGCUUUAUACUACUUUUUGCAUUACUAUUUGUGGGUCCUUGUACACCUCUCACCAAUACUUUUGUUCUUGGCUCCAUCCUGUUUGAUUCUGUGAUUUUUGAGCUAAGAUCCUUCUCCCUGCGUCCCCCCCCACCACUGCUUUUUGUCCUAUUGUUGAAUAUCAGUAUUAGCCUGCCUCCCUUUUUCAUUUUGCCUAUAUCUUCUAAAUAUCUUCAACUAUUAAUUCCAAAUCUUGGUUAGUUAACUGUGUGGUUGCAGUUACAUCAUACCUAUGUCUCUUGCAUUGGCUUGGUGGUAAUAGAAAGAAUGGGCAGAUUGUGGAACGAAAAAUGUUUCAAAGUGGAAGUAUGCAAUUGUACUUCACUGCUUUCUGUGAUAGGAUUGAUUGCUCGACUCUAACUACUACUUUCCUCAGUUAAAUUUCUCUGUUUUGCUUCCAUCCUUGCACAUGCUCCUUCUCUCUUAAAUACACAGUAUGUUCAGUAUUGACAUGUCAAUUGUUGAUUAAGAACAUAAGAUAUCAGAGCAGAAGUAGGCCAUUCGGCCCAUCAAGUCUGCUCAGCCAUUCAAUCAUGGGCUGAUCCAAUUCUUCCAGUCAUCCCCACUCCCCUGUCUUCUCCCCAUACCCUUUGAUGCUCUGGCUAAUCAAGAACCUAUCUAUCUCUGCCUUAAAUGCACACAGUGAAUUGGCCUCCACAGCUGCUCAUGGCAACAAAUUCAACAGAUUUACCACCCUCUGACUAAAGUAAUUUCUCCACAUCUUGGUUCAAAAUCCUGAAUCUUGGAAGUCGUGCCCUCUGUCUCAGACUCCCCCACCAUGGGAAAUAACUUUGCCAUAUCUAAUCUGUUCAGGCCUUUUCACAUUCAGAAUGUUUCAGUGAGAACCCACCUCAUUCUCCUGAACUCCGGGGAAUUCAGCCGUAGAGCUGCCAGACAUUCCUCAUGUGGUAUGUGAGUACAUCCUUCCUGAAAUAAGGAGCUCAAAACUGCACACAAUACUCCAAGUGUGGUCUCACCAGUGCCUUUUAGAUCCUCAACAUCACAUCCCUGCUCUUAUUUUCUGUACCUCUAGAAAUCAAUGCUAACAUUGCAUUUGCCUUGAAGCUUAGAGUAUUGAAAUAGUUCGUCUAUGAAGCUGUCCAACUAUUGCUGGUACCAACAUUUACUAUUCAAUAAAAUCUCUAGCAUUUAAAAAAGCAGCCAGAUUUGAAUUCUAUUUAACAAGUGACUGUUGUUAAUAUGAGUAUGUUUAACAAGUACUUACUAAUUGUGUGGGGAUAAAUAGUGUAAAGGUGAAAUGGAGUGACCUUUUACUUUUCUGUCUAUUCCUUUUCAUAUUGGUAUUUAGAUAGCUGAAGUUUUCAAAAAGGAAAUUAUCUAUAUUCAAAAGAGAGCCCAUUUGGAAUAUCGAUUUGGAUGAUCUCUUUUUGAUAUUUUAAUCUGGCUACUUGGCUAUAUUCAGCUAAAUUCAUUGCUUUUGGUAACUUUUGAUUCUCCAGCUGCAAGUUGUCCUUUUGUUUGUUUUAUCCAUUGUAAGAAUGCUUUCUUUUUAGCCAUCCUAGUUGUGAUUGAUCCAGAUGGUAUUAAAGGACAUCAUGAAAUUCAUGAAAUUCAAACAUAAAGGUAUUGAUAUAAGAAAAGCUGAGGGGAGAAUUCAGUGGCGUGAAUAUCUUUAAAAGUAUAAAGCUUUUAAUGUUAACUGAGGUUAAGGCAUUUAUUAGAUUUCAUUGGUAUUUUGGACGAACUUAAUUGACGUAAGCAGGUUAACAUCUGAAGGAAAACAUGAUGGUACUGUUUAAUGUUCCUCUGCUAAUAUCAGCAUCUGUAGUUUUUCAAGUUGUUUGUAAAACAAACUAUAUGUGGAUAAGCCAGUAACAUCUGGCCUUACUGGAAAUAUCUUGUCUUUGAGUGUCACUGGAACCAAAGUAGAAUUUUACUGAGUAUGCCACCAAAGAGUUCAGGUGCAGAAAAAUUUCAAUAACCCACCACCCUCUGAUUAUUAGAUAUCCCAACAUUAAUGAUAUUCCAACAUUUUUUAUUAGUAGUAUGUUACGUAGUUAUAUAUUUUCCCAGUGAAUCUGAUGAAUUUAAAAAAGAGCAGGAAAUAGUGAAUUUCAGCUUGCCAAACUGAAGUGAGACACCAAAUCCUGGCUUUGGCUGCAAACCUACUUGUGUUCCUGGCCCACGGUAUUCCUGACUUCAGCUCCAUUUGUGCUUGCCCCCGGCACUCUGGAUGCUGAACAAUCGGAUUAUUGGAGUUUUAAACUAUUCAGUAGCCUAAAAUGCUGCCUAUGUCAAUCAAGGAUAUAAUGGUGCAAAGAUUGGAAUGUAGUAGUACAGAACUUGCAGUGCUGGGGUAGUCAUCCAGAAAACACUGUAGAUACCAAAUUUAAUUAUUUAAGUAAUUUGGGUCUAAAGUAGCUGCUUUAUUGGUAGCCAGGAAAGUACUGGAUUAUCUUAAAACAACAACUGGUUCACCAAUGUUUCUGGGAAUAAAGAUCUGCCAUUAUUAACCAGUCUGACAUGUACUUGACUCUACCUUUUAUGUAGUUGGCUUUAAAAUGCCCUGCUGAAGUAAGUAGCUGAACAAACUGAUAAAUCUGUUGUGUGCUCUGAAUGUGCCUUUUGGCUGCUCUUUUGCCAGAAUAUGGCUAGCAUUUACCUUGUGAGUUAUCCAAAUGAGCAAAGAAUGUCAACUUAUGGCUGCACUCAUGGACGAAUAAGUUAAUGGCUAUAGUUAGACCUGAUACAAGCUUUUGUUAUGUUUCUUUCAUUCAUUUUGUUUUCAGGAUCUGAACAUCAUUGGCAAGAGUUGAAUUUAUCAUUCUUGAACGAUGUUGCUGAAUCACCUUCAUGAACUGCUGUAGUGCUGGUGAAGUACUCUCUUGGUGCUCUUGGGGAUGGAGUUUCAGGAUUUAACUUGGUGACAAUGAAGGAAGAGUCUUCAGUACAUCUCUCCAAAGUCAGGAUAGUGUACUUGAAGGGAAUUAUGCAAGUAGUGAUACAUGUGCCUGAAGCCCCUGUCCUUGAUAGAUGCUGCAGGUUUGGGAACUAUUGCUCUAGCAGCCUCAGGAAUUACCGUAAUGCGUGUUGUUAAUGGUGUACACUCCAGCCACUGGUGGAGCAAAUGAAUGGUUGGGAGAUAGAUUGGUUACAAGAUCUUGAACAGUGUCAGACUGCUUGAAUGUCAUUGGAACUGCACUUAGCUAGACAAGUGAAAAGUAUGAUGUUGCACUCCUGAUGUGUGUCUCGUCAAUAUAUUUAAAGAGCUUUUGGGUGUUUCCAAGUAAGUCACUUGCCACAGGAUAUGCUGUUCUUGUGGUUACAGUAUUUUUGUGGUUCACACAGUAAUAUUCUGUUUAAUGGGCCUAAAAGGAUAUUGAGGGUGGGGUGCUCUGCAUUGUUAAGAGGAGUGAUUAGAUUGUCUUUAUGACGUUCAUUGUGUAACAUUUUUUUUGUAGCAUUAAUGUUACUUGUCCCUGUUCUGCCCUUCCCUCAAUGUUGUAGAAGUCUUCGUGCAUGAACUACUUCCAUUGUUGAGGAAUUGCAAAUGUAAUUAACCAAUAUGCAUUCAGAGGUAGAAAUCUGUACUUCUGAGCUUUGAUGGAAUGCCAUUAAGGAAUUGGAUGUAGAUGGGCAAGCCUAGACAUUACUCUGAAUAAUUGGUUCUUUAGUGUCUUGGGGUUGGGAUAACUAACCUCCAACAACCACAUUUGUUCAUCUUGUCUAUUCAUCUGUGUGAGUUAUGACUGCAACCAUUGGAAUAUUUUCCCUUUUGAUGUCCUUUGGUUUCAGUUUUACCAGUAUUCCUUGCUGGCAUGCUGAUUAAAUUCUGCUUUGAUGUUAUGGAAAUUCCUCUCACCGAGUCACAUUGGUCAGAGCAUGUGACUCUCCUCCUUGGUCCCCAGUGUUACUUCAUGCUCCUGAUAUCUGUCUUUUGUAUAAUGAAGGAAAAUUUUCCAUGUGUCAGAUGUGUUCACCUCCAAACGCUCAUGGUAGCAUAGUUGUCAGUGUGACGCUAUUAUAGCUCAGGCUGUUGGAGUUUAGAAUUCAAUUCCAGCACUGUCUGUAAAGAGUUUGUACGUUAUUCCUGUGACCACAUGGGUUUCCUCCGGGUGCUCUGGUUUCCUCCUACUGUACAGAAACAUACUGGUUAGUAGGUUAAUUGAACAUUGUAAAUUGCCCUGUGAUUAGGCUAGGAUUAAAUGGGUAGGUUGCUGGGUGGCGAGCCUCAUUGGACUGGAAGGGCCUGCUCAUGCAGUAGCUCUACAUAAAUAAAUAGAUAAACUAUUAGAAACCAAGCAUGGGAUUGCUUGGUUUGUUGGCAACAUACCAUCACCAUGGUGCACAUAAUCUAAGCAAUUUGUGAAGUGUUCUUAGCAGCAACACCACCAAAAUCUCUCUCCAUUUGGGGUUACAAUUGUAAAUGCAGUCAUUUCCUGGUUCUGUUCUAAAUUGUACAGUGUCUUUUGGAUAAAUUGCUAUACAUUUACAUAUUCUGUCUAAGUUUGGAACUCCAGGAGCAUCUUGCCAUACAGGUUUCAUUGACAAAAUGGCCUAUCCAAGAGGAAUGAACAAUAAAUUGCUAGUGUUGCUCAAAUCCUGGAAUUAAUUUAAGAAAAACAAAUCUGCAUCAUCAUGAGAUGAAAGCUAGUUCACAUCAACUAGAACAUCAAAACUUUGUUUUUGGCAUUAAUGUGAAAAAACACUUCCAAAAGAAAUUGUCAAGUUCAGUGUGAGGAUAUCUUAUGACCAAGGUGAGAGGAGUAGGUAAGGAAUGACAUGCUUAAUUCUUGAUUAUUUUGUGUUCCUCAUUGUUGCAGUUAAACUUUAUGCACAUGGGGAAGAUCUGUGUAUUUGAAAGUAACGAUGGGUAUUCAGUUACUCCACAGAAUUCUGGCUGGCUCAUCUUGGGAACCACUUCACAACAAUGGCCAACAUGACCACUCAAAAUUGUUAAAGCUGGUGACAAAGACUUAGAUGGUCAACUUGAUUUUGAAGAAUUUGUUCAUUAUUUAAAAGAUCACGAGAAGAAACUCAGGCUUGUUUUCAAAAGCCUAGAUAAAAAAAACGAUGGUAAAAUUGAUGCACAAGAAAUCAUGCAGUCUUUGCGUGACCUUGGAGUCCAUAUUUCAGAACAGCAGGCUGAGAAGAUCCUGAAACGAAUUUGGAGAGGGCACCUUUGGGGCCCUAUUGCUUACAUGGAUAAAAAUGGGACAAUGACAAUUGACUGGAAUGAAUGGCGAGAUUAUCAUCUUCUGCAUCCUGCAGACAACAUUCCUGAAAUAAUUCUGUACUGGAAGCACUCCACAAUAUUUGAUGUAGGCGAGAGUUUAACAAUUCCGGAUGAGUUCACAGAGGAGGAGAAGCAAACUGGCAUGUGGUGGCGACAGCUAGUAGCAGGAGGGGGUGCGGGUGCUGUGUCUAGGACAUGCACCGCCCCACUUGACCGACUCAAGGUGCUAAUGCAGGUUCAUGCUUCCAAAUCUAACAGCAUGUGCAUUGCGGGAGGGUUUAGCCAGAUGAUUAAAGAAGGAGGGUUCCGGUCCCUGUGGAGAGGAAAUGGAAUUAAUGCAAUCAAAAUUGCUCCAGAGUCUGCGCUCAAGUUCAUGGCGUAUGAGCAGAUAAAGAGAAUAAUUGGCAGUAACCAACAAACUUUGGGAAUACAGGAGAGAUUGAUUGCAGGAUCCCUCGCCGGGGUAAUUGCUCAGAGCACCAUCUAUCCAAUGGAGGUAUUAAAGACUAGGCUGGCACUGAGGAAAACUGGGCAGUAUUCAGGAAUACUUAACUGUGCAAAACACAUUUUUAAGAAGGAGGGAAUUACUGCAUUCUACAAAGGCUAUAUUCCCAAUAUGCUGGGCAUCAUUCCUUAUGCUGGUAUAGACUUAGCUAUAUAUGAGACUUUAAAAAAUUCAUGGUUGCAGCGCUGUGCCACUGACAGUGUGGAUCCUGGGGUCUUUGUUCUCUUGGCUUGUGGCACUGUUUCAAGCACAUGCGGACAGUUAGCCAGUUAUCCCUUGGCACUUGUCAGGACGCGAAUGCAAGCACAAGCUACCACCGAAGGAGCACCUCAACACACAAUGCUUGGACUAUUCAAACACAUUCUAAGCACAGAAGGGGCGAUUGGACUGUACAGAGGAUUAGCACCAAACUUCAUGAAAGUUAUUCCUGCUGUGAGCAUUAGUUAUGUGGUAUAUGAAAACUUGAAAAUGACACUUGGAGUCACAUCGCGAUGAAGAGGCUUGGGAAAACUUGCUUGAAGUUAAUUGAUCUUGGGUGAUCAUCCUGGGAUUUGACUGGCUCAUUCUGUGAAUGUCAUUAAACACUAGUGAAAUAACAGUGCAUCGGGGAAGAGGAUUAAAGGGACCACUCCCCAAUAUUUAUCAGCAGAUUUAUUUUCUGAUUAGCAUUUUUUUUAUCAGCUCUAAAAUGCUGCCUGAAACUCUGAUGGAGAUGCUUUAUACAGUAUUGGUGCCACUGUGGCUCAUUGGUUUUACUGUGACGUGUUUGGAAGUCACUUGGACCAUCUUGAUCAUUGCAUCAAAUAUUGGCUGUUAUAGAGGGUGAAUGCUUGCGCACCCAUGUGAUAUUUAUCUGCUAUUCAACUAGCAGUGUUAUGCUAUCUAGAAUAAGUAGCCUAGGUAACAAGCAAAGGAACAUCAUAGGAAUGCUUUAAAGUAUUCUCCAAUUAAUAUCGCUAUUCAUCAUUAUUGAUAACCUAUGAUGAAAGGCUUGAGAAACCAAAUCAGAAGUCUUAAUGAGCGUUUGAAUCAGUAGAGAUGGAAUUCUGACAGUUACUGAAUGCAAUAUGUCUUAAAGGUUUGUUUCUGAUUUGGCGUAAGAUUCACAUCUGAACAUUUGAUGAAGGAUUUUAGUUUGUGCAUAAGUUUUUUAUUUAAGCAAGAAACAAUCAUUCUUUUAUCAAACUUGUGAAAUUCAUCAGUUUCAUUAUCAGUUUAAUUUUGUUAUUGUCUGGUUUUUAAUAUGUAGUGCUGGUGUAAACUGGAUAUUUAUAUUAUUUAUUGUUUACAAGUUUUCACAAGGCUCAUAAUCAGUGAUAGUGGAGGCUUAAGUUUUCAGUGAAGCAACUAAAUAUUAGGCCUUUGCACAAAUCUGUCGUACCACGCUAAAGUCUGAACUCGGAGAAAGCGGAUUUUAAAACUUUUCUUCAGCUUUACAAGUAAUCAGCUGUAUCUUAAAGAAACCUUAAACAGUCAGCUUGCAUUUAGCAAAAGGGUAAAUUAUUUAUUUUUGUACAUCUUGAGGCAAAGCAGAUAUUUAUUAAUUAAAUGUCUAAAUGAGGGCAGAUUGUGUUGCUGUAAAUAAGCUACUCAUUUUGUUUGGUUUUAAGAUCUUCCAGAUCCCCUUUGUUGUGUUGUUAAUUCUUAACUUAGGUUUUAAUGUUUAGACUUGUAUUUUCCUCUUUUUGGAUGAUUAGGUUAAAGAAUGGAAAGAAAAAUAAACUACAAUACACAACUCUUCCCAGCGUAGCAAAUUUUUGCAGUUGUGUUAAAUUGUUAAGAGAUUGUGAAUUGCAAAACAUUGAAUUAUAGUCAAAGAUGAGCCACUCCAUUUUAAGUCAUUGCAACGAUUUAAAAUGAAGAUUUUAAAAUAUUCUGAAUAUUUAUAAAGAAGCUCUGAGCUGUCAAACAUUACUAUUUUGUGCAAAAUAUGUAAAGGGAGUAAUAGUGUCUCUAUUGAUGUGUAAUAGAAAGGCCUUGUUGUAUGGUUCUGUGGACAUACGCUUGUCCGUGAUGUACAAACCUGCAGAUUUUUUUGAAUCUUCAAAAGAGUUUGAAAGUCUUGUGUUGUAUAUGUAUAGGACCAAUCAACUAAUGACUGCUUUAAUUAUAAAAAAAAUUAUUUUGAAAGUGGAGUGUUCUUAGGGAUUUUGAGGAAAGUAUAAAGAUGAUAAUGCCAGCUGGUGGCCUAGUAGCAUCAGCGCUGGACUUCGGAGCGAAGGUUCCCGAGUUCGAAUCCAGCCGGCUCCCUUGCACGCUUUCCAUCUGUGCUGGGUUGAGUGUCGAGCUAGCAACUUGGCCUUGUAAAGAUAAGAAAACCUGCUUUAAAAAAAACCGUUGUCAUGAUGGCGUUCCGAUGACUCCACUCAGAGUUAAGGGCUUCUUCUCUAUAAUGAUGAUAAUGCAAGCCUUCUAGGGGAAUUACACAGAGCCUGUGACUCUGAUUUCCAAGUAUCAAAUUAAGUUCAGGAUUUUGGGACCAGAUAUUUUGUAUAAAGUGUAGGUUUCAGCAGAAUCACCUUGGGGCCCCACUGAGCAAGUCUGAUCCUUGUGUAUUUGAACAUGUUACAACAGUGGGUCUUAAGGUGUAGUUCAGCUAAAGCAACAUUCUCUAUGCCUCAUGUUGUUAAUUUAAAAAAAAAUGUUUAAGCAGCAAUAUCCUAUAUUGUAGCAAUGUAGCUAGUUGAAAGUCUAUUGCUGAAUUGUUUUUUAAAGAGGGCAGUUUCCCUUUUUUCCGAACUAAGAACUUUAACCUGUCCUUCUGGUUGCACGACCUUUUGUGGGUUGUUUUAGAAUUACAGUACAAGCUGUCUUAUUCAUGUAUCCACUAUUGGCUGUAUGUGCUGAUGGCUGAGUUUUGAGGGAUUUUCCCCACUCCUAAUUUAUCUAUUUAUUUUGGAGAUGUGUGAAAAACAUACAUGUAGCUUUAAUUGUAACUGUGUAAUCACUAAAUUUAGUCAGUGGAUUUGGAGCAUGGCUUGGCCUCUGCUUUGUUCAAAUUGUUUCUGUUCUAGAUAUUUCCACAAAAGUUUACAGGGACAUUAAGCUGCUAUUCUGUGGGAUGAGCAGGAUGUUUGUUCCAUUGAUUUUUGUGAAAACCUUGCUUAUUUCCAGUGAUGUCUUACACUUGGGUUGUGGGAUAAAGAUUCCAUGCAGGAACCUGUGAGGCAAUCUUACUAAUUUAAUUCAAGUCAGGAAUGUUUGUGGGGGAAGGAGAGUAUGAAGUAGGGAAUGAAGUGGUUUGCUGUUACACAUGGUUGACUUCCUUUUCAAACAUGUUGUCAGAGUUAAUAUUAUAAUAUUUUGCUGGGACCAUUGGGUGUCUUCCACCGAAGGCUUAUUUUCAUGUUGUAGAUCGGUUGAUCAUGUGAGUACAGUUUAAUUUUAUAAAUACUAAGUAUUAAUAAAAACAUUGCAUAUUGAUCAACUGAGGUUUAUUGAGAGUACCUGAUCCGUACCCCAAGAUCCAUAAACUGUGACCAUUGGUCUGUUUUCGAAGCCUUAGUGGCAUUAAAGUGCCUCUGCAGAUCCUGAUUACAUAUGCUGACCCUGUUUUGGAACUUUGCUGUGAAUCCCCUGCUUUUGGGACAGUGUCUCUAGAGAUCAGAUGCAAAUGUACUGUAAUGCUGCUUUUCAGCACGAUCCUUUUACUUCACAUCUGAAUGAAAAGCAUUUUGGAAAGUAACAGUAGACCCAAGUUGCUGAUUGGCCCAAGGCAGCCUGUUACUAGUUUUUGUUUAGAUUAUGAAUGCAAGUUGAGCAGAACCAAUACAAGGCAGGGUCUGUAUUUGUUGUUCCUGUUAUGUUGCAGAGCAAAACUGAGUUUCAACCCUGUGUAUUUAUGUUCAAAUUAAAAAAUCUACUAAUAAAAUUUAUUUCU
Molecule: messenger RNA, 10085 nt
Organism: Mobula hypostoma (lesser devil ray)
Lineage: Eukaryota; Metazoa; Chordata; Chondrichthyes; Myliobatiformes; Myliobatidae
Gene: slc25a25b
Product: solute carrier family 25 member 25b
Exons: 11
Coding region: 5564-6700 (378 amino acids)
Biological process (GO): ATP transport; transmembrane transport; ADP transport
Cellular component (GO): mitochondrial inner membrane
Molecular function (GO): calcium ion binding; ATP transmembrane transporter activity
Source: RefSeq, a predicted model, not a curated record